Molecule: messenger RNA, 906 nt
Organism: Aspergillus uvarum CBS 121591
Lineage: Eukaryota; Fungi; Ascomycota; Eurotiomycetes; Eurotiales; Aspergillaceae
Product: DNA-directed RNA polymerase core subunit RPB10
Exons: 4
Coding region: 201-425 (74 amino acids)
Biological process (GO): transcription by RNA polymerase II; tRNA transcription by RNA polymerase III; transcription by RNA polymerase I
Cellular component (GO): RNA polymerase II, core complex; RNA polymerase I complex; RNA polymerase III complex
Molecular function (GO): zinc ion binding; DNA binding; DNA-directed RNA polymerase activity
Source: RefSeq, a predicted model, not a curated record
UUAUUCCUCAUGGCAUUUUCAAAGACUGAGGAUUACAGAAACUAACGACCUCAUUCUUACCAUCUAGUAGCUGCACAUCACAACGGAAGACAUUUUCUAUUUACUGCUACCUCCACCUUUCUGAGUAUCAGAACUACCUUUGGUGCAGCUUUUCCUCACUUCUAAUAUCUCUUCUCGUUCUCGAGACACAUCUUGGCCCAAUGAUCAUUCCCGUCAGGUGCUUCUCUUGCGGCAAGGUUGUUGGAGAUCUAUGGGAACGCUACCUACAGCUUCUAGAUGAAGGCAUACCAGACGGUGAUGCUAUGGAUCAGCUGGGCUGUAGAAGAUAUUGUUGUCGCAGGAUGAUCAUGACCCAUGUCGAUUUGAUCGAGAAACUUCUCAGGUAUAAUCCCACCGAGAGGGAUCGGGCGAAGUCUCAAAUAUGAAGCAAAUAUGAAGCGGUACCGAACACAUUCACAGCUCUCCAAAAAUGCCUGUUGCCUCGACCUUUUCCCGAUGACCUCCAUACAAUCCUUCUGGGAAUGGCGGCCCUGCUGCUCACUACUCUCGGUGGCUACAAAAAGAAAAGAGCUUUGCAAAAGGUUUUCUCUGUGUUAAUGUCAGUGGCGAUUGACUUUAGGCACUUCAAGCCCCUUCAUCUGUGGUUUCCCAAUAUUUCCUAGUGGUUUUCAGCGGUUCUCUUCAUUCUUGCACGAGCUCUUUCGGUCAUGUCGGCAGCUUUACAUGCGUAGUUUAUUAUCCCAUUCGGUUCUUUUGUCUGGUUUUGUUUUUGAGUCAUAGAAUUAUGCAGUGGCAAGGAACGCCUUCAGAAGCAGUUCAUUCAACUAAUGUAAUCAAGAUUGGUUAACUUAAUUUACAAGGCAAAGAGUGCCUUGCUCCUCACUCUGUAAGUUUAGUGUUCUCUUG